GCUAGAGGCAGCCCUGGUGCCGAGGGGAGAAAGAGGAGGGGGAGAGAAAGGAGGAGAAAGAAGGCAGCAGCUUGCCUGCCCUCUUUGCCUGUCACAGAGCUGCCCGAAUGGCCAGGAGCCGGGCCACCCUCUGCACAUGGCUGGGCUGCCCUGCGCUGCUGGGCUGCUUUGUGCUGGGCUUUCUCAUAGGAUGGUUUACAAAGCCAACCGAAAAAAAACCCAACUCUUCAGAUGUCUUUCAGAAUGUGAGACAGAAACUUGUGGAUGAAAUGAAAGCCGAAAGCAUCAAGCGAUUCCUUCGCUCCUUUACCAAGUUGCCUCAUCUUGCAGGAACUGAGCAGAAUUUUCUUCUUGCCAAACAAAUUCAAGGCCAGUGGAAGGAAUUUGGAUUGGAUUCAGCAGAACUUGUUCAUUAUGAUGUGCUGCUUUCCUACCCAAGUGAAACACAGCCAAACUACAUCUCAGUAAUUGAUGAUCAAGGGAAUGAGAUUUUCAAUACUUCAUCAUUUGAACCACCUCCUGAGGGAUAUGAAAAUGUUACUGAUAUAUCGCCACCAUAUAAUGCUUUUUCAGCACAAGGAACACCAGAGGCAGAUCUGGUAUAUGUGAAUUAUGGCCGCACUGAAGAUUUUUUUAAGCUGGAGCGUGAAAUGGGAAUAAACUGUACAGGAAAGAUUGUCAUAGCCAGAUAUGGGAAGAUCUUCAGAGGAAACAAAGUUAAAAAUGCCAUUUUAGCAGGAGCCAUAGGGGUCAUACUUUAUUCAGACCCUGCUGAUUACUGUGCCCCAGGAGUAGAUCCUUACCCAGAUGGCUGGAACCUUCCAGGCAGAGGAGUCCAGCGUGGGAAUGUGCUGAACCUGAAUGGAGCUGGGGAUCCUCUAACACCUGGUUAUCCUGCAAAAGAGUACACUUUCCGAUACAAAGUGAAUGAAGGUGUAGGGAUUCCAAAAAUCCCAGUUCAUCCCAUUGGAUAUCAUGAUGCAGAAGUGUUAUUACGUGCAAUGGGAGGACCUGCAGCUCCAGACAGCACCUGGAAGGGAGCUCUGAAUGUAUCAUACAAUGUAGGGCCAGGAUUUGCAAACAACUUUUCAACAAGAAAAGUCAGAAUGCACAUUCAUACAAACAAUGAAAUUGCUCGAAUUUACAACGUCAUUGGUGUCAUCAAAGGAGCUGUGGAACCAGAUAGAUACAUUAUUUUAGGAGGUCAUAGAGACUCCUGGGUAUUUGGUGGUAUUGAUCCAAGUACGGGUGCAGCUGUUCUUCAAGAGGUCGUUCGAAGUUUUGGUAAAAUGAAGAUGGAAGGCUGGAGACCUAAGCGAACUAUCAUUUUUGCUAGCUGGGAUGCAGAGGAGUUUGGAUUGCUGGGUUCCACAGAAUGGGCUGAGGAAAAUGCCAGAGUCCUCCAGGAACGGGCAGUGGCGUACAUCAACACAGAUUCUUCUAUAGAAGGCAACUACACAUUAAGAGUUGACUGCACCCCUCUUCUCUACAAACUGAUAUAUAAUCUAACGAAAGAGAUUUCAAGCCCUGAUUUAGGCUAUGAAAAUAAAUCUCUUUAUGAGAGUUGGCUUGAGAAAGACCCUGCGCCUGAAAAUAACAGUUAUCCCAGAAUAAACAAACUGGGAUCAGGCAGUGAUUUUGAAGCUUACUUCCAGCGACUGGGAAUUGCAUCUGGCAGAGUGCGCUACACCAAGAACAGGAAAACGGACAAAUUCAGCAAUUACCCUGUUUAUCACACUGUGUACGAGACCUUUGAGUUAGUGGAAAAAUUUUAUGACCCCACCUUCACGAAACAGCUAGCAAUUGCCAAGCUGCGAGGCAAACUGGUUUAUGAACUUGCAGAUUCCCAGGUCAUUCCAUUCGACUGUAGAGACUAUGGAGAGGCCUUAAAAGGGUACAGCGACAGAAUUUAUGAAUUGGCUAAGAAACAUGAAAAACAGUUGGAAACAUAUGGAGUAUCAUUUGAUCCUCUUUUUUCUGCUGUGGGGAACUUCUCAGAGGCUGCUGCUGAAUUUCACAGGAGGCUCGAGCAAGUGGACAGGAAGGACCCAGUUGCAGUGCGAAUCAUCAAUGAUCAGCUGAUGUUUAUAGAAAGAGCUUUCAUUGAUCCUCUUGGCUUACCAGGAAGGAAGUUUUACAGACAUGUCAUCUUCGCUCCAAGCAGCCACAACAAAUACACUGGAGAGUCCUUCCCAGGUAUCUAUGAUGCCAUGUUUGAUAUUGAAACCAAAACCGAUCAUCAAGGAGCCUGGGAAGAAGUUAAGAGGCAGAUUUCCAUUGCAGCCUUCACUGUGCAGGCAGCUGCAGAGACACUGAAAGAAGUAGCAUAGGAUGAUGGCCUGGGAAAAUGCGCUGUAGGCAGACUACUGCAGUGACCCAGCCUCAGCUAACUGCUGCUGUGCUCCCAACCUUCAAAUGCGUUUUCUUGGAGAUUUACACAAAGACUCACAACAGUGAGGUUCCACCACUCGGGCAGUUACUGUGUACUUCCAUCCUGUAGUUGCUUUUUGGAAAACAGAUUAUGGGAUAACUUUGCUCCUGUUGAUGCUCUCGCCAAUCCCAAACCAGUGGCAGCUUUUGCCUUUUUUUUUUUUUUUUUUUCUCUCCUGGAAGAGCUCUUUCACACAGUGAUGUCCCUUCCAGAUGAAGGGGGUGGAUGACAGCACUGCCACUAUUGCUGUAGGGCUGGUUGCAUGGAGUAAUUCUGUCUUCUGAUAAGAGAGUUUCCCAUCAGGAGCUGCAUGUAGAAUCAUAGAAUUCUUAGAGUUGGAAGGGAUCUUUAAUGGUCAUCUAGUCCAACUCCUCUGCAAUAAACAGGGUCAUCUACAGCUAGAUCAGGUGCUCAGGGCCUAGUCCAGCCUCACCUUGCAAGUCUCCAGGGACAGGGCAUCCACCACAACUCCAGGCAACCUGUUCCAGUGCUUCACCACCCUCACUGCAAAACACUUUUUCCUUAUAUCCCACUUAAAUCUACCCUCUUUAAGCUAGAAGCUAUUUCUCCUUGUUCUAUCACUACAGUCCGUGCUAGAGAGUCUGUGCCCCUCCUUCUUGUAGAUCCCCUUUAGAUAUUGAAAGCCUAAACUGUACAAAAGUGUUACAGUAGUUCAAUCCCUUGGGUGUUGGUUGCAGGGGAACGUGCUACCAAGAACGGUGACUCGUCCAUAACCACUCUGGUGACUGUUCCCUUUUCUUGGGUAGCUCUUCCUCCCUCAUAGAUUUAUGUUAUCAGCAAGUAAUUUAUGCAUCAACUAGUAACUGAGACUUCCCCAGGGAGAGGUUCCAAUGCUCGGAUGGUGGAAGAAAAGCCACUGGUGCCUCUUCCUCAUGAACAGCUGUUGGUGGUCACUGCCUGGGGUCUGUCAGAGCAUGUGACAGAGAAAAAAGAAAUAUAUGGAGUAGCAUGAUUUCUUCAUAAUUGGCAGGUAUCUUCAUAAUAAAAUAAGCCACCUUUCAUUUAAGUGAACGAAUGCUCCACCAGUACACAUAUACUUUCAGUGCAAGUUUGUGAAGCUCUGUGCCAUUACCUCACCACUGCAAAAUAACCUGUCAUCUCCUGUGGUUUCCAUGCACUAUUUGAAGCAGUACAAAGAGUGCCUAGCUAAAAUCUAUUGUUUCCUUCCCCUUCUCAACUUCACUGAUAAUUACGUAUGAAUGAAUGAGUCAUUAUGACCUGCUACGUCCUGAAAACUCUGUGGAGCUUAGAUCUCUUUCCCUUCCUCUGCUAUGUUAUAAAGGGAUGGUGAUACCCAAACACUUCUAGACGGCUUAUGCUCACAGACUCACAGGAAUUUAAAAUUGGCAUUAAUUUAAAAUAAUCUCCAAAAACACCUUGCAGAUCUUAAGCUUAAUGAAAACAGAAGCUGAUGUGGUACCUUUGCAGAUGAAGCAUUUGGGGGUAAGUGAGACCAGUGCUUCUCUCAACACUUGUAAUGCUUCGGUUUAACAACCCUUCCCAACACAGUCAUUCAUCAAGAGACUGUUUUUGUGGAGCAGUGAAACUGAGGUUUCCCUCUCCCACUAUCCUGACCACUGAAGUACACCAUCAAUUUGUAACUUCUGGUUUUGUAAGUCUUCUCAAUGACAGUGUUGUUCAUCUGUUAGAACGGAGCCUCGAGCUGUCCAUGGUUUGGAUCCAACCAAAGCAAUGUCACGUUGCUUCAGCUGAUCUCAGACUGCCUUCUUUUACAAGAGUGAUAAAAACAGACCACACAGUGUAACUCAGGUACCUACUAAGGAAAAGGCACUGCAAGAGGAAGGUCCUAAAGCUAUGAAUCAGCCCAUCAAGCAUAUGGUCACAAUCAGUACCGGUGCUGUAUACGCUGACUUCUGCACCAAGCCAAUUUCUAUAAUUCAGUCCUUCUUCUAUAGACAACCUGUAACAUCUCUGCAUGUUUGUAAGUGCCAAGAGAAUGUGAACCAUGUGGGCUGCCCAUGAUUUUGCUGCAGCAGAGGACCAAACCCCUCCAGUGAGCAGAUUAAACAUACCUGCUUUGUGCCUUUGCUUUGCUUUAGGAAUCUGUGAUUGUGAGUUUGCUGGGAAAAUAACCUCUGUACUCUGAAACAGAGUACAAGGAAGCAGACUGGAAUUUCCAGGCAUCAGAAGCAACUGGAGAGCUGCCCUGAGCAGGGAGGAACAGGGUGUACUCACCAUGACCUGUUAGUUUCCUCUCACUCUAAAUUCCUGUUUUCAGACAUGAGAUUUUAAUGCCAUACAGUUAAGUGUGCCAUUACCAGACCUAGAUGAAGGUGAACAUCAUGGACUACACUGUAGCACUGAAUGCAAAAGUGAAGUACAGAAACCUUGUGUCUGCUGUGCUGCUCUGACCCAAACCAAAGCAACGUGCUCCUUGCUGAGAAACACAUCACCAUGCAGCAACUAUCCCUAGAGAAACUACUAGGAGCUGAAUUUAGCUGCAACGAGACCAGAGCAUUGCCAUUACAUGCCUGAGACCUAAAGUAGCACCAAUGAAGUACACAUGGCUCCUGUUUAACCCUGUAACUCAGCUGUAAGUAUACAGCGUGCUAGACUUGAGGUUCAAGAGAAGCGCAGCAGGGACAUCAGUUUCUGGCGGAAAUCGUUGGGAGAAACACAGAAAGGCUUAGGACCUUGCAAUGGAUUGUUUCUAUACUUGCUUGUGCCAGUUCUAAUCCAUCAAGCCAAGGCAGCUCAUAUCAGUAUCAACUGGUUUUCCUGACGGAUCCAAUCUGGGGAGCUUCCCAAGUGUAGGAGAACUGGGUUCGAGGAACCUCCUGCAGAAGAGGCUGGACCUGGUUCAAGUAAGAAUGCGUUACAGCCUUCCAUAAGGGGAAAGAACGGGAGAGGCGAUAACGGGAAAAGCAUUUCACAGGAGGGCAGCAGAUAAGAAUAGACUUGCUGUGUUUACAUGGCAGCUUCCCCAGAUGUGCUCUGCUAGGCUGCUCGCUGACAGAAAGCUGCUGACGCACUGCUUACUCUGCCAUCCCCAUUACCUCCAAACUUGGCUGUCUUUUUAGGAGACAAGCCCCGGUUGCUGGACACAGCGACUGUUGUGGCAACACAUCCUUAGGUAAUCCACAAGCAACAGGACGUCAGCCUGGAGAAACAGGGUCAGCUGCAAACAGAGCACAGAAAGCUUUCGCUCCUCUGAGAUCACUUUUCCCUCCUGAUAUUCCUGAAACCAGCAUCUCCCUGCUGAACACAGCAGCUGAGCUUCAGUCCUCCAGCACCUCCUACAUGCCCUGAAAUACUGACUGCAGCCCACAGCUCAGAGCUUUGCCACCCACUGUCACAGCUGUGGGAUAAAGCUGAAACUCCUCCCACUCUUGUUAUGUGCAGAAAGAAGCACACUUCACAAUUAAAGCCAAGCUUAUUGUUAGUACCAUAGAAUCCUAGAAUGGCCUGGGUUGAAAAGGCUCAUAAUGAUCAUCCAGUUCCAACCCCCUGCUAUGUGCAGGGUCGCCAACCACCAGAACAGGCUGCCCAGAGCCACAUCCAGCCUGGCCUUGAAUGCCUCCAGGCAUGGGGCAUCCACAGCCUCCUUGGGCAACCAGUUCCAGUGCGUCAGCACCCUCUGGGUGAAAAACUUCUUCUGAAUAUGUAACCUAAACCUCCCCUGUCUCAGUUUAAAACCAUUCCCCCACAAGCUGCCUGACAUGGCCCUGGGCACCCUGCUCUGGGUGUCCCUGCAGGAGCAGGGGUGGGCCAGGUGAACCCAGAGAUCCCAUCUCCUCUUAACCAGUCUGUAAUUCUCUGUGUGAUUCUUUUUCCAUCAGCCAAACAAGCUAAAACAACCCACCAGGAAGGUGGGGAGCACUCAAACCAAGCAGACUCAGCAACUCCCAAGAGACUGCAAGGCCAGAACGAAGCCUUGCUGCUAGCCAUGGCAAUGCUGUGUUCAUGUAGCUGUUCGUGUAGAUCUGCAGAGGGAGUACAUGGGGAGAGCCCAAAAGUUUCAUAAACCAUAAACAGGGACAGCUAUCUAUACACUAUCUAAAGACAUACCCAGUUUUGGUAAACCUGAGGAACAGAUGAAAUGGACAGCUUUUCUCCUUUCACAUAAUUCUGCCUGAACAUGCUUUAAUUUUAGAAACAUCUAUCAUUUCUAGCCACCUGCAGUCUGAUAAAUGAUUUUUUGUUGGAGGGCUGUAUGUUUAUAUGGGAUUCAGAGUGUAACUGCAGAAUUGAGCACUUGCUUCUUGGUCAGUACUACACUCAGCCUUGUACCAAAGAACAAUUAUCAGAUGAUAUAUCAUAGCUAGUGCUCAUUCUAUACACAACCACAUUCAAAAUUUCUCAAAUGGCUAGAAUGGAUGGAGGCAAAAUCAGAAUUGUUUGAGUUGGAUGGGACUCCUAAUGGUCAUCUAGUCCAACUCCCCUGCAAUCAACAGGGACACCAACAGGCAGAUCAGGUUCAAAGCCCUGCUCAACUUGACCCUGGAUACCACCAGGGAGAGAGCACCCACAGCUCUCUGUGCAAUCUGUACCAGUGCUUCACCACCCUUACUGAAAAAAACUCACUCCUUACAUACAGUCUAAAUCUCCUCUCAUAAAAAUGAGGGUGCACAACACUGCCACAAUUCAAACAUGCAUUUUAGUUAAUAAGACAACUGUGAAGUGGAAAAACUCAUGCAAAUGGCACAUUUUAGGUUUAGAACUAUAUAUUCAAUGUCUUGGUACUGCCACUCAGCAAAGUGCACGCCAGCUUUCGUUGAGCAAACCCCAACCACACCUCAGUUUUCAGGCAGUGGAUCAACAUAAUGGUGCAAUGAUUUUAACAGGGUGAUUUAAGGAAAAAAGCACUAGAGAGGAAUAGAAGUAAAACACGUUCCACUUACUUUUUCCACCUUUAUCUUCUUUCAGUUGUUAAACCACGGCUCUUGGCAAGCAUAAGCAUCCAAAUUAAUUUAUAAAUUCACCGAAGUAAAAAUUCUGUCACAGAAGCGCUGACAGGCUUCUGAUUUUCAGAGCUAAUAUCAAAGAGUAAUUCUGAACAGAACACCUCUGCUUAGGUGAUAUUCACGAGUACACAAUCCAAAUGUUAACAGCAUCCACAAGUAAAAACAGAAGUUCUGAAGUUUGGGCUCAUGUCUGUGCAUACAGUACUACCUGAUUACAAAAAUUAAGAAGUCCCUCAGGGUCUGGAAGUGCAGAGUAGCAGGUGCCUCCAACACACAGAUCUCAGUUUCAAUAAAGGAAGAACAAAUGAGGGGAAGCAUAUUGAGUUUGAAGCACAGUCAGUUUUACCUUAAGCAAUGAAUUCUGUUAUAGUACUGCAGUAUCAAUAUUUAUGUCAAAUUUAAAAUAAACAUUUCAGAGAACAAGGUUUUUGGAUUACAAAUAUUUCGGAUGGCUGAAGGUGCAGCUCUGCCUCCAGCUAACUUCCAAUGAUUUUUGGUUGCAACGCAGCUUUUAUUAAUAUUUAACCAAGAGUGAUUUUUUCAAAUACUCUAUGCAAGAGGAUGCUUCCUCUUACACAGGAGCAACUAGAUGCAAAAACAAAAAAAACAAAAAAAAAAAAAAAAAAAGAAAACAAACACAAAAAAACACAUUCUGAACAUCCAGAAUUGGUUGUCAUAUAGUGGAUGAUAUUAAACUCAUCAUUCAACCUCAAGGAGAGAAGGUUUAGAUUGGACGUCAGGGGAAGUUCUUCACAGGGAGACUGCGAGGGGCUGGAACAGACUGCCCAGAGGGUGCGGAUGCUCCAUCUGUGGUGGUGCUCAAGACCAGGAUGGAUGGGGUCCUGGGCAACCUGGUCUAGUAUUAAAUAUGGAGGGUGGUGGCCCUACCUGUGGAAGGGAGUUGGAACUCGAUGAUCCCUGCAGUCUCUUCCAACCCAAGCCAUUCUGUGAUUCUGUGACUGCUCAACUGCACGAUGAGUUAAGCUGAAUUAAAAACACAUUCAAGCAUUUCACAUACCUCUACAUAACAGGAGCUCUUUCUACAACCCUUUUCCUCUUGGGCUCAAAAGACUGACUACAAAUGCACACUUGAUGGCACUCAUGGGCAGCAGUGUCUUCAUUCCUGUUCAUGCUACCAAGAAAAUAAAAAGGUCAGCAGUUCAACUGCAAAUGUUGAUUUUACAAACAUCACUGGAUGCUUGUGCCACUUGGCCACUGCACCCCUCACAGACAACAACCUGUGGAUAAUGCCCACAGCAUGUUAGUAACUGCAUUACAAACCCAAAGAGAAGCUCUCUCCUACAACAAAGUAAGUCAAAAAAUCCAAUUUUAACCAGCAUGUAAUAAGAAUUUUAUUGAGAAAAAAAGAAAACGAAGACAUGAGAUUAAUUUCUGCAUGAGUUUUAUGAAUGUGCAGAAUCAAAUAACCAUGCAAAAGGACGUUUUCCACCCUCCCCCAACCGUAAUUCAAGACUCUUAUUUAUAAUGACAAAAUUAUCAUUUCAAACAGUGUUCCAGACACGUAACUCAUUACUUUAAAUAUGAUCUCUCUCUUUCCUGAACAGAGACAAAAACAAACCAAAAAAAAAACCAGAAGCAACAGGAGAACACCAUUGAUUAAUGGGUAGA
Lagopus muta (rock ptarmigan) is the source of this 9006-nucleotide messenger RNA. RefSeq names its product N-acetylated-alpha-linked acidic dipeptidase 2-like. The record is from RefSeq and is a predicted model, not a curated record. Gene Ontology annotation, molecular function: carboxypeptidase activity. The transcript has 19 exons. Bases 108 to 2330 code for a protein of 740 amino acids. NCBI's taxonomy places the organism in Eukaryota, Metazoa, Chordata, Aves, Galliformes, Phasianidae.